Aspergillus tubingensis is the source of this 5175-nucleotide messenger RNA. RefSeq names its product ion-transporting P-type ATPase SPF1. The transcript has 9 exons. Gene Ontology annotation, biological process: intracellular calcium ion homeostasis. Lineage: Eukaryota; Fungi; Ascomycota; Eurotiomycetes; Eurotiales; Aspergillaceae. Bases 1 to 5175 code for a protein of 1724 amino acids. Gene Ontology annotation, molecular function: ATP hydrolysis activity; P-type ion transporter activity; ATP binding. The record is from RefSeq and is a predicted model, not a curated record. Gene Ontology annotation, cellular component: endoplasmic reticulum membrane.
AUGAUCGAAUUCAAGGGCCGCAGUGAGUCAAUAUUCAUCGUUACUGUGGUUUUCUUGGGGAUAUCCUUCAUUGCCGUAUGCCUACGAUGUUUCGUUCGGCUGCGGCUGGUGCGCGCAUUUGGGUGGGAUGAUGCGCUGAUGGUUUUCGCUAUGGGAUUAAACAUCCUGUUUGCGUUAUGUGGUAUUACUGGCUCAUUGUACGGCAUGGGCCAGAAAUUCGAGCAACUGGAAGACGGCUAUCUUGAAACCGCCCUUUUUUGGUGGUGGCUAGGUCAAACGAGCUACGUCGUGACAGUUGUUGUCGCCAGGAUUUCCAUUGCGCUGGCCCUCCUCCGUCUUACUGUUUCCAGAGUACACACCAUCCUCUUAUGGUGUGUGGUAGGCGUGUCGAUCAUCGUGGGCCUCGUAUUUUGGUUCAUGUUAACCUUCGAGUGCAAACCGGUGUCACACUUCUGGCAACGCACCAAACCCGGACACUGCAUGUCUAUUGAUAAACUCCUCGAUAUUGCCUACGUAUACAGUGUCACUGCGAUGCUCUGCGACUUCACCCUUGGGUUGCUACCUAUUUUCUUGGUGUGGAAAUUACAAAUGAGUCGCCAAACCAAGGCCGCGUUGGCGGGUAUCCUGAGCUUGGGGUGCAUUGCCAGCGCAGGUGUCAUCGUCCGUAUCCCUUUCCUUCCCACCUACAAAGACGCCGAGUUCCUCUACGCAACGACUCAGAUAUCUAUAUGGUCUAAUGUCGAAGCGGGCCUCGGGAUUACAGCAGGUUGCCUCGUCACCCUUCGCCCUCUCUUCCGCUGGUUGGGCGGAACCAGCUACUCUCCUACACGCAGCAAGAAAACCUCCGGAAGUAUGCCGCUCUCGAGUAUGAACGGUCAACAUGCCUCGCGAAGCGAACAUACCACAAACUCGACCAAAUUCUGGCGUCCGGAUCUGAACCCUGACGACACUAGGGCUAUUGUUACGACCGUGCAAACAGCUCAGGGAAGCCCGCACAGUAGUCAGGAAAAUCUCAAUCCAAAGCCAGGCGCAUGGGACGGGCGAAAGUCGGGAAAAUCCAAGCUCCGUCCCGGCACGUGGCGGCGACCAAUCGCGAGCAACGGGGCCUUCCGUACGUUCAAUCCUCGGCGGCGAAUCCCAAAAUUAUACUGUCGAGGUGGCUUCUUCGCGCUUUCCUCUUCGACCUGCACUUCGGAGAUAUACUGGUGGCUUCAAGGCUUUGGGCCCUUUAUUUCCUAUGGUCUAUUGAGGCUUUCUUGGUUUCUCAAGUUCGCGUCGUCUGGCCCGCGUCGUGGUCAUUCGAGUGUCACCAUGCCAGGACUCGUCGAAGAUCCCCAGAUCAAAUACUCCUCUCUCCAUAACCCCCUUCCCACUCAGUUGCACACUUAUGUAUGGCCGUUCCUGAUCAUCUGGCCUGCAUUCUUCGCCUUCUAUCUCUCCCCUGAACGCUACGAUACAUACAUUCAAGGUCAAGAAUGGACCUUUGUGUAUGCUGGCUCCAUUAUCACGGUCCAGUCGCUUUUGUGGCUGAUGACGAAUUGGAACAUCGAUAUCCAAACACUGUUCACCACUACUAAGGCUAAAUCGAUCGACUCCGCUCGGCUUAUCAAGGUGAUUCCCGCAGCUAAUGCUGGUUCGGCUGAGGUCUGCCCAUUGCUCUUCGACACCAGGGGUGGAAAGAAGACGGUCUCGUUCCUGUUUCAGAAGCGCCGCUUUCUUUACUACCCUGAACGCCGAUGCUUCGCCCCCUUGUCCUACGUCCUCGACGCUGAGCCCAAGCCUGCCCUCAAGACCUUCCAGAAGACCCAAGGCUUGACCACCAAGGAAGAGGUCGAACGUAUUCAGCACCACUAUGGCGAUAACACGUUUGAUAUUCCCGUGCCGGGUUUUGUUGAACUUUGGAAGGAGCACGCAGUUGCGCCUUUCUUCGUUUUCCAAAUCUUCUGUGUUGGUUUGUGGAUGUUGGACGAGUACUGGUACUAUUCUCUGUUUACCCUCUUCAUGCUUGUCAUGUUUGAGAGCACGGUGGUGUGGCAGCGCCAGCGGACGCUCAAUGAGUUCCGCGGAAUGAGUAUUAAGCCGUAUGAAGUCUGGGUCUUCCGGGAGAAACAAUGGCAGAAGACUACCAGUGACAAGCUCUUGCCCGGUGACUUGAUGUCGGUUAACCGAACCAAGGAGGACAGUGGUGUGGCGUGUGAUAUUCUCUUGAUCGAAGGAAGUGUUAUCGUUAACGAGGCUAUGCUCUCUGGUGAGAGUACACCACUUCUGAAGGAGUCCGUCCAACUGAGGCCCGGCGACGACCUGAUCGAACCGGAUGGAUUGGACAAGAACGCAUUCGUACACGGAGGAACCAAAGUCCUGCAGAUUACUCAUGCGAACACCACAUCAGACGAUAUUGCCAAGUCUCACGAUGGUUCCGGUAUUCUUCCCACGCCCGAUUCUGGCGCGCUUGGUGUUGUGGUGAAAACCGGUUUUGAAACAAGCCAGGGCAGUCUCGUGCGUACCAUGAUCUACUCCACCGAGCGGGUGUCUGCCAACAACGUGGAAGCCCUGCUCUUUAUUCUAUUCCUGCUUAUUUUCGCCAUUGCCGCCUCAUGGUAUGUUUGGCAGGAGGGUGUGGCAAAGGAUCGCAAGAGGUCGAAAUUGCUCCUGGAUUGUGUCCUCAUCAUCACUAGUGUCGUACCUCCCGAACUUCCUAUGGAGCUCAGCCUUGCUGUCAACACUAGUCUGGCUGCUUUGAGCAAGUUUGCCAUCUUUUGCACUGAGCCUUUCCGGAUUCCUUUCGCCGGCCGGGUCGAUGUUGCCUGCUUUGAUAAAACCGGUACUUUGACCGGGGAGGAUCUUGUUGUCGACGGUGUUGCCGGUCUGACUCUUGGUCAGGCAGGCGCAAAGGUUGAGAAAGAUGGUGCCCACACUGAACUCGCCAAGAGCAGCGAUGUCGGACUCGAUACAUCUCUGGUUCUUGCCAGCGCUCACGCACUAGUGAAGCUUGAUGAGGGCGAGGUUGUUGGUGACCCUAUGGAAAAGGCCACGCUGAAAUGGCUUGGCUGGACACUAGGAAAGAAUGACACCCUGACCGGCAAGGUCUCGGCCACGGCUUCUCGGGUUCCCGAGUCCGUCCAGGUUAUCAGACGUUUCCAAUUCUCUUCCGCACUGAAGCGUCAGAGUACCAUCGCCACGAUUGUCUCCGAUGACCGCAGCACGCACAAGAAGGUCAAAUCAACCUUUGUCGGUGUCAAGGGUGCCCCCGAAACCAUUAGGUCUAUGCUUAUCGACACCCCGCCGAACUACGAGGAAACUUUCAAGUACUUCACUCGCAACGGCGCUCGUGUCCUUGCCCUCGCUUACAAGUAUCUCUCUCAUGAAGCUGAACUCACUCGCGCUCGUAUCAACAAUUACACCAGGGAAGAGGUGGAAUCUGACCUGAUCUUCGCCGGUUUCCUCGUCUUGCAGUGUCCCCUGAAGGAUGACGCCAUCAAAGCCGUUCGUAUGCUCAACGAAAGCAGCCACCGUGUCGUCAUGAUCACUGGUGACAAUCCUCUGACUGCCGUGCACGUUGCUCGCCAAGUUGAAAUUGUGGAUCGUGAUGUGUUGAUCCUUGACGCUCCCGAACACGACACGUCAGGGACCAGACUGGUCUGGCGCAGUAUCGACGACAAGCUCAAUAUUGAUGUUGAUCCUACCCAGGAUCUCGAUCGCCGUAUUUUGGAAACCAACGAUAUCUGUGUCACGGGCUACGCUUUGGCCAAGUUCAAGGGCCAGAAGGCACUUCCUGACCUCCUUCGUCACACUUGGGUCUAUGCUCGCGUUUCCCCCAAACAGAAGGAGGACAUUCUUCUUGGUCUCAAGGAUGCUGGUUAUACGACUUUGAUGUGCGGUGAUGGAACGAACGAUGUCGGUGCCCUGAAGCAAGCCCAUGUCGGUGUUGCACUCCUGAAUGGCUCCCCUGAGGAUCUCACAAAGAUUGCUGAGCACUAUCGGACAACGAAAAUGAAGGAAAUCUACGAGAAGCAGGUUUCCAUGAUGCAGCGCUUCAACCAGCCGGCUCCGCCCGUGCCUGUGCAAAUCGCGCACCUUUACCCUCCAGGUCCUAGCAACCCGCACUAUCAAAAGGCCAUGGAACGCGAAGCGCAGCGUAAGGGUACCACCGUCCAGGCUGCGUCGGCCCAAGCAGAGGCGAUCCCCACCAUCACAUCUCCUGGUGCACGUGCUCUGCAGCAAUCGAAUUCCAACUUGACUCCUCAUCAACAGCGCCAGCAACAAGCCUCUGUGGCAGCUGCUGGGUUUGCCGAUAAGCUUACUACUUCCAUGAUGGAGCAGGAGUUGGAUGAGAACGAACCCCCGACCCUCAAACUCGGUGAUGCCUCUGUCGCUGCACCCUUCACCAGCAAAUUGGCAAAUGUCGUUGCUAUUCCCAACAUUCUGCGUCAGGGUCGCUGCACACUGGUCGCAACGAUUCAGAUGUACAAGAUCCUUGCCUUGAACUGUUUGAUCAGUGCCUACAGUCUGAGUGUUAUCUACUUGGACGGUAUCAAGUUUGGUGACGGUCAGGUGACUAUCAGCGGUAUGCUGAUGAGUGUCUGUUUCCUGUCAAUUUCUCGUGCAAAGUCUGUUGAAGGUCUGUCGAAGGAGCGCCCUCAGCCAAACAUCUUCAACGUGUACAUCAUCGGCUCCGUGCUCGGCCAGUUCGCCAUCCACAUCGCCACCUUGAUCUACCUGUCGAACUAUGUAUACAGCAUCGAGCCGAGACAAUCCGACGUUGAUUUGGAGGGAGAGUUCGAGCCGUCGCUCCUCAACAGUGCCAUCUAUCUUUUGCAGCUUAUCCAGCAGAUUUCGACUUUCUCCAUCAACUACCAAGGCCGCCCCUUCAGAGAGUCUAUUCGCGAGAACAAGGCUAUGUACUGGGGUCUGGUUGCGGCAUCUGGUGUCGCCUUUUCUUGUGCAACCGAAUUCGUGCCUGAACUGAACGAGAAGCUCCGCCUGGUCCCGUUCAGCACCGAGUUCAAACUGACACUGACUGUUCUGAUGAUUAUCGAUUACGCGGGAUGCUGGCUCAUUGAGAAUGUGCUCAAGACGUUGUUCAGUGAUUUCCGGCCGAAGGACAUCGCGGUACGCCGGCCUGACCAACUGAAGCGGGAGGCGGAGCGUAAGCAGAAGGAGACUGGGCAGCAGUAG